GAGAGAGAGAGAGAUGGAUUAUUUCUUUCUAGAUUGCGUUUGCCAAGAAGAAGAAGAAGAAGACAAGUUCUGGGAUCUGAUCGCCGGUGACGUUUCCGGCAACGGUGACGACGGUGAAAGAACCGUAAACAGAAGUGCGUUUAGGUCAUACGUGAAGGAUACGGAACAGAGGAUGAUGCCGUCUUCAUCGACGGUGAAUAACGUGAAGAGAAGAAUGGUGAAUCUUUUGAGAAAGAAUUGGGAGGAGAAGAAAAAUGCGGUGGCGCCGGAGAAAGAGAGAUGCCGGCUACAUAUGAUGAAAGAGAGAACAAGAAGAGAGAAACAAAAACAGAGUUACUUAGCUCUCCAUUCUCUUCUACCAUUUGCCACCAAGAAUGACAAAAAUUCAAUUGUUGAAAAAGCUGUGGAUCAGAUUGGGAAAUUAGAAAGACUAAAGGAAGACCUAGAGAGAAGAAUGAAUGUGUUGGAAGCAAAAUCAGCAAAGGAUGAUGAUGAAUUGAUUGGGACAAAGGUUAGGUUUAAUCUACAAGAACCUUUGUCUGGGAUCGAUUCAAUGGUAGAAGUUCUUCAAUGUCUUAAAUCAGUGGGGACAAAAUUUAAAACAGUCCAAGCCAAUUUCUCUCCUCAUGAAUUCUCUGCGACCAUGAACAUCGAGACUCAGAUACGAGGAGAAGAGGUGGAAAAGAGAGUGGAGAGAAGACUCCAGGAAAUUGAAUGGAAACUCCUCUUCCCACCAGAAGCUUCGUUUCUUAAAGACUAAUGAGUUCCAUUCUAUUGUUUCUUUUAUUCAUUUUUUUUC
This is a messenger RNA of Eutrema salsugineum, 799 nucleotides long. Its product is annotated as transcription factor bHLH92. The transcript has 3 exons. The record is from RefSeq and is a predicted model, not a curated record. Gene Ontology annotation, molecular function: protein dimerization activity. Lineage: Eukaryota; Viridiplantae; Streptophyta; Magnoliopsida; Brassicales; Brassicaceae. Bases 14 to 760 code for a protein of 248 amino acids.